This is a messenger RNA of Manduca sexta (tobacco hornworm), 1084 nucleotides long. RefSeq lists its product as uncharacterized. The coding region runs from base 226 to 831 and encodes 201 amino acids. The record is from RefSeq and is a predicted model, not a curated record. The transcript has 2 exons. NCBI's taxonomy places the organism in Eukaryota, Metazoa, Arthropoda, Insecta, Lepidoptera, Sphingidae.
GUAGGGGAAGGGCGGGUAAUUGGAGUCAGCGGGCAAUCGGAAUCACACGCAUACCUACGAAACUACGCACCCGAAACCUAGGAACAUGCCUAUAACACCCCCCUCUACACCCGCCGGCCCCGUCGCGAACGCCCCCCGCCAGUUACCGCUGCCCGUCGCUGAGAGAUAGUAGUGUGUUGUUUUCGCGCGUUGUCAAUGUAAUAUUACGUAAAAAUAUUAUUAGAGAUGCCGAAAGUACGAGUAAGGAGCACAUCAAAACUAUUAGAUUUAUCAGCUGUAAGUGAAUCAGCGCAAGUAGUUAUCUCUUCCCCGACAUCACAAGACAAAGAGUCGUCUGAUCCUACGUCAAAUGUUCAAUUUUCCGAUUUUAUAAAAUUACCAGAGAAAACAACUGUGGCUAAAGAGAAACAGCGUCGAAAGAAGCAGCAUGCUACUGUAUUAACCUCAACUCCACUGAAGAAAGAUUUGAUAGAAAAGGAAAAUAAAAAGAUAACAAAAAUACAGAAAGAGCAAGAGAAAGAAAAAAAGAAAUGGAAAGGUAAGGGUCAGGGGAAGAAGACUAAGGUGCAGAAGGGUGAGGGUCCCCAAAGGGCAAAGAGACAGGUUCUUCAAGAUUCAAACGAUACAUCAGUCUCAGACACUAACACUAACGACUUGUGCCAGGAUGACGAAAAUGAUGAUGCAGAAGACGCAGGAAAUAGAUGCUUGAUAUGCUGUGAAUUUGGACGAAACAAUGAGAUGUGGUACCGCUGUACCACAUGUGGAUUGUGGGCACACGCAGAAUGCGCUGGAUGGGAUUCUGCCGAAGGGUACGUCUGCGAUAUGUGUUAGUUUUACUUGAUCUUCAUUUCCCACAGGCUGACCACCAUUGCCCCGAAGUAAGUGCAAUGGGAGUCAAACCUAUUUUUUUUUUAAUCUUAAUUUUUUCCCAAAGUUUAUGUACCAAAUGAUUAAAACUGAUCUCAAUUGUUAGACAAAUAAGUGUUUUUUGUUAUAAAACAUAAGCAAUAAAUAUUUGAUAUUGAAAUAAGCUUUUAUUUGAAAACUUGCUUAAGUGACUCCCAUUACCCUUUUCUACCCUAAG